This is a messenger RNA of Indicator indicator, 5412 nucleotides long. It is a transcript of the gene PTPN23, whose product is annotated as protein tyrosine phosphatase non-receptor type 23. Gene Ontology annotation, molecular function: protein tyrosine phosphatase activity; protein binding. NCBI's taxonomy places the organism in Eukaryota, Metazoa, Chordata, Aves, Piciformes, Indicatoridae. The record is from RefSeq and is a predicted model, not a curated record. Gene Ontology annotation, biological process: protein dephosphorylation; protein transport to vacuole involved in ubiquitin-dependent protein catabolic process via the multivesicular body sorting pathway; endocytic recycling. Gene Ontology annotation, cellular component: endosome.
AUGGAGGCCGUGCCCCGCAUGCCCAUGAUCUGGCUCGACCUUAAGGAAGCUGGGGAGUUCGCUUUCAACCCUGCCGUCAAAAAGUUUGUCCUGAAGAACUAUGGGGAGAACCCAGAGAACUACAACGAGGAGCUGCGGAAGCUGGAGCUGCUCCGGCAGAGCGCUAUCAACGUGCCCAGGGACUUUGAGGGCUGCAGCACACUGCGGAAGUACUUUGGCCAACUCCACUACCUGCAGAGCCGCAUCCCCAUGGGUGCUGAGCAGGAGGCAGCUGUCCCCAUUGCCUGGACUGAGAUCUUCUCAGGCAAGACAGUGACACAUGAAGACAUCAAGUAUGAGCAGGCCUGCAUCCUCUACAACCUGGGGGCACUGCACUCCAUGCUGGGAGCCAUGGACAAGAGAGUGUCUGAGGAGGGCAUGAAGGUCUCCUGCACCCAUUUCCAGUGUGCUGCUGGUGCCUUCACCUACCUGCGGGAUCACUUCCCCCACUCCUACAGCGUGGACAUGAGCCACCAGAUCCUCAACCUCAACAUCAACCUCAUGCUGGGCCAGGCACAGGAGUGCCUCCUGGAGAAGUCCAUGCUGGACAACAGGAAGAGCUUCCUCGUGGCCCGGAUCAGUGCCCAGGUGGUGGAUUACUACAAGGAGGCCUGCCGGGCACUGGAGAACUCAGAGACAGCCUCACUGCUGGGCAAGAUCCAGAAGGACUGGAAGAAACUGGUGCAGAUGAAAAUCUAUUAUUUUGCUGCUGUGGCCCAUCUGCAUAUGGGAAAGCAGGCUGAGGAGCAGCAGAAGUUUGGGGAGAGGGUCAUCUACUUCCAGAGUGCUCUGGAUAAACUCAACGAAGCCAUCAAGCUGGCAAAGGGGCAGCCAGAAACCAUCCAGGAAGCCCUGAGAUUCACCAUGGAUGUCAUUGGUGGCAAGUACAACUCAGCCAAAAAGGACAAUGACUUCAUCUACCACGAGGCUGUGCCUGCGCUGGACACCCUGCAGUCUGUGAAAGGUGCCCCGCUGGUCAAAGCCCUCCCAGUCAACCCCACGGAUCCAGCUGUUACUGGCCCAGACAUCUUUGCCAAACUGGUGCCCAUGGCUGCCCAUGAGGCCUCUUCCCUCUACAGUGAGGAGAAGGCCAAGCUGCUGAGGGAUGUGAUGGCCAAGAUCGAAGCCAAGAACGAAGUGCUGGACCAGUUCAUGGACUCCAUGCAGCUGGACCCAGAGACUGUGGACAACUUGGACAUGUACAGCCACAUCCCCCCCAUCCUGAUGGAGAAGUGUGCUGCGCUCAGUGUGCGCCCCGACACCAUCAAGAACCUCGUCCAGUCCAUGCAGGUGCUCUCUGGGGUCUUCACCGACGUAGAGGCUUCCCUGAAGGAGAUCCGAGACCUUCUCGAGGAGGAUGAGGCUCAGGAGCAGAAGCUGCAGGAGCUCCUUGGGAAGGUCCCAGCACCCCAGGGGUCACCGCCAGUGCCGUCCCCAGGGCUGGCUGAGGUCAGCAAGGAGUGCUCCAAGUACCUGGAGGUGCAUGAGAAGGCAAGCUUCACCAACACCGAGCUCCACAAGGCCAUGAACCUGCACAUCAGCAACCUCCGCCUGCUCAGCAGCCCUCUGGAGCAGGUCCGCGCCGCACUGCCCUCCCCCUCCUUGACUGAAGAUGACAAGCAGGUGCUGCAGAACCUGAAGAGGAUCCUGGCCAAGGUGCAGGAGAUGAGGGACCAGCGGACGUCCCUGGAGCAGCAGCUGCGUGAGAUGAUCCAGAAGGAUGACAUCACCACCUCGCUGGUCACCACCGACCGCUCUGAGAUGAAGAAACUCUUUGAGGAGCAGCUGAAGAAGUACGACCAGAUCAAGGUGUACCUGGAGCAGAACCUGGCUGCUCAGGAGAACGUCCUGAAGGCCCUGACAGAUGCCAACGUCAAGUACGCAGCUGUGCGCAAGGUCCUGGCUGAGGUGGAGCACAAGUGGAACACAACUGUUCAGACCUUGGUGGCCUCCUAUGAAGCCUAUGAGGACCUGAUGAAGAAAUCCCAGGAGGGGAAGGACUUUUACACCGACCUGGAAGGGAAAGCAGCCAAGCUGCUGGAGAAGGCCAGGGCUGCCUGCCAAGCUGCUGAGGCCAACAGACAGCAGAUCUUGGAGAAGGAGAUGAAGAAGCAGCCACCCCCUCGGCCCACGGCCCCCAAGCCCCUGCAGAAGAAGCAGCUGGAGCUGGAAGCCAGCAGGGGGCUGGACCCCAGCGAGCUGCCGCUGGGCUCUCUGGUGCUGUCAGAGCUGCCGGAGGAACUGCGGAGCCUGCCCCCCGAUGUGCUGGCCGGGCACCUGGCACGCCUGUCACCCCCCUCCCUGGCUGCCCUCACCCUCAACCCGGCCCUGGCCCCCGGCCCACAGCCCCCUGAGCCCUUCCUGGCCAGCGCCCCUCUGCCGCCCUUUGCUCCUGCCCGCUUCCCAGGGAACCCCUCCCUCCCUGGGCAUUACCGGCUGCCGGUGGCACCUGCCUCCGUGCCAGGCACCUUCCCAGCCCCACUCCUCCAGCCCUCUGCCCCACAGGCAACUGGGCCUGCCCCCAUCUCAGCUGCUGCCUCCCAGCUCUUCCCGGCUGCCUCACUGAUCGCAGCCCCAGUGCAGCCAGGCUUCAUGGGGCCCCAUGUGCUUCCUGCCCGCUCAUCCCCACAGCAUGGCCCUGGCCCUGGCCCCGGCCCUGGCCCCAGCUCUGCUCCCACUGCCUCCUAUGGCCUAGGCCAGCCCAGGGUGCCUGCACCCAGCCCCCUCAGACCCCCUGCCCUUGGACCAGCAGCACCCAUGGGUGCCCAGCCACCGCUGCGUGCCCCUGAACUGCCUGCAGGCCCCCGGCCAGCCACCACCACUGUGGACAGCAUCCAGGCUCCCAUCUCAAGCUGCACUGCUCCCCCCAGGGCCCCUGGCCCCUUCCUGGCCCCACAGCGCCCAGGGAUGACCCCAGCCACCUUGCCCUAUGCCCAGGGACGGCUGCAGCCCUUUGGGCGGCCACCUCAGCCCCCCUUCCCUCUUGGGCAGCAGCCCCACACCUUCACCUCUACAGCGCAGCUGCAGCCUGGCAUGGAGGUGCCCACUCAGGCCCAGGGUCCCCAGCAGUACCCCCCAGCCCCCUUCAUGCCCCCAAGCAGAGCCCAGGUCCCACUGCCCUUCCAGAUGCCCCCCCAGGCCCAGUUUGCCCAGUUCAGUGGCCCAGGGGGGCAGCUGCCUCCACCAGCCUCAGGGCAGCCCCCCUUGCCCCCACAGCUUUACCAGCUCCCAGGGCAGGACAAGUUGCCCCCUCAGGGUCUUGCCCCACAGACGGGAACCCUGCCCUUCCAGAGAGCCCCCUGCCCAAGUGGCCCCCCCGCACAGCCCCUGCACUGUACCAUGCUGGGGGGGCUGCAGAUGGUGCCCACCUGCUCCCCUGCUCUGCCGUUCUGCCCCAGCCCUGCUCCCCCCAGCAGCCAAAUGCCCCCUGGGACAAUGGCCAUAGGCCCCCCUCCACCUACCCCAGCCAGCCAAGCUGCCCCCCACCACAUCACCCCCUCACCCAGCCCUGGCCUGGGCCAGCUGCCAGGCACAGUAAUGGUCCAGGGCCCCCUGGUUCCCUCGCCAGCCCCCUCCCCACAGCCAGCCUUGCCCAUGCAGCCCCCCGCGCUGGUGCCAGGCUCCGGCAGCAUGCCCCAGAGGCCACCACCCUCGCUGACGCCACGUGAAGCCUCCUUCCAGCGGCAGAGCUCCUCCACUGAUGACCUCCUGUCCUCCAGCCCCGAGAGCCAGCACGGCGGCUCCAAGGCAGCCGUGGGGCUGCUGCAGCCCACCAAGGCAGAUGCUAAGGAGGGGCAGAAGCCCAAAGCUCUGCAGCUGAUCGAGGACGAUCCCUACAAGAAGCCGGAGCGCGUCCUGCGGCUGCUGGCCGAGCUGGAGCACUUCCGGGGGCUGGUGGAGAGGCUGGAGCGGCCUGGGCAGGGCGGCAGUGCCGCCGAGCUGGACCUGCUCUGGAAGGAGCUGCAGGAGGCGCAGGAGAGGGACGCGCGGCAGCUGUCCAUCGCCAUCGCCCGCUGCUACUCCAUGAAGAACCGGCACCAGGACAUCAUGCCCUACGAUCGCAACCGCGUGCUGCUGCGCUCGGGCAAGGACGACUACAUCAACGCCAGCAGGGUGGAGGACCUCUCACCCUACUGCCCCUCCAUCAUCGCCACCCAGGCUCCGCUGCUGGGCACCGCCGCUGACUUCUGGCUGAUGAUCUAUGAGCAGAAGGUCUCCGUCAUUGUCAUGCUGGUGUCGGAGCAGGAGCUGGACAAGAAGGUGCUGCGGUACUUUCCCCCCGAGCGGGGCCAGCCCAUGGUGCAGGGGGCGGUCACCCUUGUGCUCACCAGCCUGAAGGUCACCCCCACCCACACAGAGAGGAUGAUCACCCUGCAGUACCGUGACCAGAGCCUCAAGCGCACCGUUGUCCAUCUCCAGUUCACCUCCUGGCCAGAGCUGGGUCUGCCUGAGAGCAAGGGGAGCCUCCUGCACUUCAUCCAGGAGGUCCAUGGCCACUACCUGCACCAGCGCCCGCUCCACACCCCCAUUGUGGUGCACUGCAGCUCUGGGGUAGGCCGCACUGGGGCCUUCUGCCUGCUCUAUGCUGCCAUGCAGGAGGUGGAGGCAGGCAACAGCAUCCCUGAGCUGGGCCUACUGGUGCAGCGGCUGCGGCAGCAGCGCAAGCACAUGCUGCAGGAGAAGCUCCACCUGAAGUUCUGCUAUGAGGCCGUCCUGCUGCACGCUGAGCAGGUGCUGCACCGCCAUGGCAUGGGUGCUGCCCCUGCCCUCCCCAAGGCCACCAACAGUGCAUCCCCCAAGCUCUACUCCAACCAGGACCCUCAGGACCUGGUGCUGGGGGGAGACAUGCCCAUCAGCUCCAUCCAGGCCACCAUUGCCAAGCUGAGCAUCAAGCCCGGGGGGGCAGGGGGGGAGCUGGAUCCUGCCCCUCUGCCUGAGGGGGCGGAGGCCACGGUACUGCCAGAUGGGCUGAUGGAUGGGGGGGCCCCCCCUGAGCCCUCCCCACCGUCACCACCACUGCCAGAGCUUCCCACUGACACCCCCACCACCAACCACGUAGCAGCUGAGAGCCCAGAGGCCCCGGGCGGGGAAUCGGUGGCCCCCCCAGCUGCCCUCCUCCUCCCUGGAGCUGCUGGCCUCCCUCACCCCCGAGGCCUUCAGCCUGGACACCUCCCUCAAGGGCAAGCAGCGGAUGAACAAACAGAACUUUCUGCAGGCACAGACGGGUGAGGGGCUGCGGGGCCCCCGGCCCAGUGAUGACCCCCUCAGCAUGCUCGACCCCCUCUGGACACUCAACAAGACAUGAGGGGAGGGAGAGAGGAGGAGGAGGAGGAGGAGGAGGAGGGUGGUGCUAUUGCUGCAAACUGGGUGUAG